Molecule: messenger RNA, 3389 nt
Organism: Thamnophis sirtalis
Lineage: Eukaryota; Metazoa; Chordata; Lepidosauria; Squamata; Natricidae
Source: RefSeq, a predicted model, not a curated record
UGGCUUGGGAGAAGGGAUCUAAUUUGGUGAUUUGAUCAAAUAGUCUUCAAAUCAAGGGUCUUAGUUAAAUAGUCAUAGUAUGCACAUAAGAGAGAGAAAUCAGUAGGAUAGAAAGGGAGAGUGUUAAAAUCCAAUCUGUGAGGGUUUUAUCCACAAUUCUACUUUAGACUCAUAUUCUCCAAUCUAUAAAAGAACCAAGUGGCACUAUUCAUUUCUGUUGAAGUUAUUUGUUAUGUUUUAAGACUAUUUAUCAGGAAUGUCAGAUGCUUAAAAAUCUAAAAAUCUGAAAUUAGGUAUACAUGUCUAACACUUAAGCAAAUCUACACCAUUUCAAAUUUGAACUGAAAAGUGUGAAUCUGAAAUUUCGGUUCAAAACUUCAAUGAUUCAAGGCAUAUUUCAACUGCGCUAAGAAUUUACUUAAACAGCUAGUACAGGGGUAUAAAACUGCAAUGUCACGUUGUCAUAACAUGCUGUAUUGUGACUUUUUCCCCCUUCACUAAAACAGGGGUGGGCAUGGUCAGCAUGUGACACAUCUGGGUUGCCACCUCUGUUCUAGUUGAUAACUGAAAUUUUGAACCAAAAUUUUACUUUUACGCUUUAUAAUGUACUUCAAAGUCCAAAUACUAUAGAUUUCCUGAAGUGUUUGGCAGAUACCUAGUAACAAAAUCCAUAUGUGCUUCCUUAAUAUUUAAUAACCAAUUAUUAAAUUAUAACUAUUGAUGGCAAAUCUGUGGAAAUCAAAUAACAUACCCAAGUUUCUAUUGUUAGGAAAUGCUCACAGAUUAUAAAUUGUAAAGUGGAUUUUGAGAACAAUUUCUGGGAGGCAUUUAAUUAAGGUUUAGCUAAACUCUCAGGAUCCCGAUUCCACCGGGGGUUUAAAAAUAUUCUGAAACUUCCUUUAAUAACAGAAAUUAGAAACAGCUGUGAUGUUUCAGCUACCAUGUCUUUAUGCUUGCCGAGCAAGAUUUUUGCACCUUUGUAGAGUUGAGCAUUUGUUCCGAACAUGAGAGAUACCUUCAAAUGAAUGUUUUCUCCUCUCUCUCUCUCUCUUCCUUCCCCUUCAGAUUUGGGUUGCUGCCAGUUCAACCAAGAUCGGCUGAACCAGUAGUAGCGGAGGUGGGAGGAUCCUGGAAGGAUCAUUCCUGCAAUGCUAAUUUCUGCCCUCAGUACCACUGCCAUAGUAAUUACAUGAUCUUUUUGCAGGUUUCCAGUGCGAGGAGAAGGUUUAUGUGCAUAUAUAAAUGGAAAAGGGACUGAUAGCACCUUGUGUUCCAUGGAGAAACUUUUUCUCUGCAGCCGGCCAGAAAGUUGCAGGCCUGGAUGACACAACCACGUGAAAAGAGGAGAGCUCCUGGCUUAUCACAAUUCGUUUGAUCCGAGGUGCCCUCCCGACCAACAAAAAAGCCCACAAACUAAAAAAAGAAAAGGAGAAAAAAUAAUACACCAAUUACAAGAUGAAAAAGGAAUCACACAUCAUUGGAGGAAAGAGAAAAAAAUACAUAAUACGACAUUUCUUUGAAAAACUAUGGCGCGAGGUUAGGGCAGAUUGGCAGCGCUUCGCGUUGAUUGGACGAAGCGUUAGAGAGACAUGUCAUUUCGCCAAAGGUCACGGAUUCCAGAAUCCCGGCAGGGUAUUAUUUAGACUCAGCGCUCCAAAACGCGGAGUGAGGAAAGAAACCAUCGGGCGCUAUGCUUUCAGAUGGGGAAGAGGGGGCUCUGGAACACCUGACGUGGGUGGGGAAGUUCCCCUCACGGUCCUCGGAAAGGAGCUGCUGCCUGACGCGGAGGGGAUUUCCCCGCAUUUUUAACGUUGAGCUCCACUAUGCGGCCGCGUCUUUUUAUGGGCAGGUCGGAACGUGGGAAAGCCGAAAAAGUUUUACAAAGUUCCCUCACCGGGCAAUUCUUUUCCUGCUGGCUGCGUUAACCACUGUGCGAGCUGCUCCAUGAGAUCUGGAGCAAAAAAGGGGCUGGCCGUAGGACAAUUGGUCGGAAAGGAGAGACGGGUUUCCUUGUUAAACCGAAAAUAAACUGCAAAAUUUAGAGGUCUAACAAGACUGAACGGGCUGCCUGGACGACAACUUGGAAGAUGCCAGAAGAAAUUAAAGUAUUGGUAGAAGGAGUUUCUCGAUACUGUGAUUGUUUGACUCCUGAGAUGACAACUGCAUCUUCUCCUGGAUGCUGUGGCAGAAAGAGGGCCAGAAAUGCUGAUCACAACAAAGCUCUCAUACCUAAAUGCAUUUCAGACAAACUAUUCACAGUAGGAGCUGUUAUUGUAAUCACAGCUUUGAUCAUUACUAUCAUUUCAUUGGCUGUUAAAGAGACAGAAACAUGUUCGCCUUGUCAUCCCCUUGUAAGUGCUGCCUGCCCGGAUUCCUGGAUUAGAUUCAAUGGGAAAUGCCUCUACAUAUCAAAAGACGAAAAGAAUUGGUCUCUCAGUUUAAGCACCUGUUCCUCAUUUGAUGCAUCCUUGGCUGUGAUUGAUACUCAGAAGGAAUUGGAUUUUUGGCUGAAUAUUUUCCGUUCCUAUCAUUACUGGUUUGGUCUCUCAAGGAAAGUUAACAGGAUGUGGAAAUGGUCCAAUGGCACAGAGUUUAAAAAUCAGUUCCCAGUGCGAGGAGAAGGCUUCUGUGCAUAUCUAAAUGGAAAAGGAGCCAGUAGUACCAUAUGCUCCAUGGAGAAACGUUUUCUCUGCAGCCGGCCAGAAAGUUACAACAAGGCUGGAAUGAAGGGAAGCCCCUGGCUGGGAGAAAUAUGGCGGGGAGGGCAGAGCAAUAUGACAAUUGAGUGACAGCAUCUCAGGGAGCUCUUAACUUUUAUUUGAGCUUUUUUUUAAUUUAAAGCUAAAAGAGUUCAUUUAAGAAUUGUGCUGAAAAACCGCUAAUAACCUCAGUCCUGAAUUAGCUUUUAGUAAUUUUUGCUUUAGAAUUAAGGCUAGCUAGUUAGGAGCCAAGGCAAUAGGCUAACUCUGUGAAUGGCUUAGAGAGGGCUGUUAAAUCACUGUGAAGUGGUAUAUAAGCGUAAGUGGUAUUAUUAGCCAGUAUUUUAGAGCCUGAAGUUCAACUGCACUGGAUGCCUGCCAAUUAUGGGAGGCAACAAAGCUCUGAGACAGAAACAAAGAAGGACCCAAAGAGAAAAACCAGCCUGAAAUGCCACAAAGAGAAAAUUCCAAGCAUUCUGAACAUUUUAAAGUAGGGGUGUUAAACUCAAGGCCCAGAGGGCGGAUCCGGCCUGUAGGGUGCUUAGAGAUGGCCUGCAGGGCCUCCCUGGAAACAGCAAAGGACCACCCCGUAGUGCCUCUAGCAGUGAAAAUGGAUUUUUGCUGGCAGAGGAUUGCAGAAGGCCAUUGCAGCCGAAAAUGGAGCUCGCAAGGGCCACAGGCAAACCCCCC